AGUAGUUGUUGUUGUUGUUGGUAUAAUUAUGGUAUAUCGUGGAGGACAGCAGAAGGGUAUUAAUGAUGACGUGAAGAAAACUAAUAAGAUGACAGCUAUUAGUAAGAAGGGGGGUAAGAAGAAUAAGAAGGAGAUGUAUAAGAAGAAUGGUAAAAAGGAAUCAACCAAUGCUGCUAACCGGCUAAAGGAUAAUACUACUAAAGAUUCGGUAUCACAACAGAGACGUGUAAAUAAGGAGAAAGCUAUAAGGAAGCAUGAUCCUAAUUGGGAGGAUCGUAGAAGGCUUAAUAGGCUAUAUUCAAAUCUUAUUAAUAAUACAACUUCUACUAACACGACUAACGCCGCCGCUGCCCACCAUGAUGAUGUGAAUGAUAAUAAGAAAAGUGAUAUCGUUGAGGAUAUAUUGAAGGAGAUGAUGACUAAGGGUAUUAAUAAUUAUAUACUCAAUCAUUCUGGUAGUAGAAUAGUCCAAGCUUGUAUGAAGUAUGGUACAAUGGAUCAAAGGAAACGUAUAUUAACAACAUUAUCUGGAGAAGGUUUGGAAGAUGCUAUAUUACAGGGUAAAGCAUAUGGUAUGUUGGCUAUUGAAAGAUUAAUAUCAUAUGGUAUUAAAACUGAUAAGAAAUUAACUAUUAAUACUAUAUUAAAGCCAUUAUUGGGUGAUAGAAAGAUAGUUGAGAGAUUAUUCAUACAUCGUGUUGGAUGUCGUUUCUUAUCUACUAUGUAUAACAAUACUAAGAUACCUUCACAAUAUAGACGUCGGAUAUACACUAUUAUAUCCACUCCAGCUGUAUAUGAUAUUAAAGCAAUGACUAAUGAUGAUGAUGGUGGUGUUGAUGUUGAUAAUAUGGAUAAUAACAAGUUAUUAGAUCAUAGGAUGAAGUUAUGUCGUAAAGCUGUUGAUAAGGAGUUAUUGGAUAACGGUUCAUUAGUACAUAAGUUAUUCCUUUCAACAUUGGAGAUAUCUGAUGUUAUUGGUAAUACUAAUGAUAUAAUAAAAGAACUAUUACAGCUAACUAAUGAGGGUGCUACAAGGUUAUUAUCAUCAAGAGAAGGAGUAUUAGUAUUCUGUCGUAUGUUCGGGUAUGCUAGUGCUAAAGAGAAGAAGGUACUUAUUAAGGAGUGUAAAGGGAACUUUAAGGCAUUAGCUAUGAAUCCAGUUGAUGCUAUUGUUCUUAUACGUAUGUUACAAUACCAAUAUGGACAUUUGGUAUUAUUGUAUGCAUUGGGUGAGAGAAGGGAUAGAUUCUAUCCUCAUUAUUAUAGACAUAUUAUGGAGUUACCACGACCAUCCUCUGUUAAAGAUGAUGAAUUGAGGCGUAAAGAGAUACGUAAUAAGGUUAUGAAUACUAUGAAGAAGACUGUAAUGAACAUGGAUAUAGGAAAGUUAUAUGAACUUAUCAUUAACAGAUAUAGCAGUGUAGAAGAAGAAGGUGGAAUUGAUGCCAUUAAUACUUCUAUUAAACAACAACAACAUGAGGAUGGUAGUAAUAAAGCUGGCCAAGCUUUCCUUGAUACCCUCAUUACUGUUAUGAAUGAAAAGGAUACUGAUGAGGAAGAGGAAGAGGAGGAAGUGAAUGAUGGUAUGGAAGAGGAGGAGGAUGAUGAAGAAGAAGAAGUUGGUCUAGCCAAUGAUGAUGAAUAG
This is a messenger RNA of Perkinsus marinus ATCC 50983, 1645 nucleotides long. RefSeq lists its product as hypothetical. Bases 29 to 1645 code for a protein of 538 amino acids. Gene Ontology annotation, biological process: regulation of translation. Gene Ontology annotation, cellular component: nucleolus. The record is from RefSeq and is a predicted model, not a curated record. The transcript is spliced from 11 exons. Lineage: Eukaryota; Perkinsozoa; Perkinsida; Perkinsidae. Gene Ontology annotation, molecular function: mRNA binding.